Messenger RNA from Suillus fuscotomentosus, 801 nucleotides. RefSeq lists its product as uncharacterized. The record is from RefSeq and is a predicted model, not a curated record. Lineage: Eukaryota; Fungi; Basidiomycota; Agaricomycetes; Boletales; Suillaceae. The coding region runs from base 1 to 801 and encodes 266 amino acids. The transcript has 2 exons.
AUGUUGCAUUUACCACAUGAGAUCGAAAGAGCCAUAUUUCAAGUUGCAGCAGGCGUUCACCCUACCAAUCAUUUACCCUCAUAUCUAUUAGUCGCUGAAAGAGUUCGACAAUGGAUUGAGGAGGUGAUGUAUCAUACUAUUGUAUUCACCAGCGAAGCACAAGCAUGCCGUUUCGUCGAGUCUCGACCUGUGGCGUCCGCAAAAGUCAAAUCACUCUGUCUUGGCAGCACAUUGCAUCUUGUGACAGCGGCAGAUGUCAUGGAGCUGUGCAGUCAUGUUGACAGCCUUGCCCUCUGGAUUGUACGUGAAGGUGAUGCCCCUGGGGUGCCGGCUUGCCUCUUGAAUGCCUUUAACAGGCUUCCAAAGUUGUCGCAGCUGUCCAUUCGUGUUUCAACUGUCUUCUGCAGAAAUGCAGUACCAUUUCUGCCAUCUAUGCCUAUAUUCAACAAAAUCACUCACCUUGAAUUGCUGGAGGGUUGGGUGCUUUGGGGUUUUCCUAUCGGCAUACAUUAUUUGACACGACUUACGCAUCUAUCCUUACGAGUGGUCGCCCACCAGACAGCACCAGCAUCACUCCGCAUAAUUCUCAUGAAUUGUGUUUGCCUUGAACUAUUGGUUUUACGCGUGAUAGAGGGACUGGGCGAAGUGGGUGAUAUAGAGAAAUGGCUGGAAGAUGAAGGUCUCGCUGAUCCGCGCAUUGUUGUAACAACCAUGACUCCUUAUCACUCCUGGGUCAAUGAUGAUAGGAGUCUAUGGCAGUAUGGAGAUUAUAUUUUGAAGGAUCGAACCCGUACUAGCUGA